This is a messenger RNA of Patiria miniata (bat star), 4611 nucleotides long. RefSeq lists its product as uncharacterized. The transcript is spliced from 16 exons. Gene Ontology annotation, molecular function: cysteine-type deubiquitinase activity. The coding region runs from base 53 to 4009 and encodes 1318 amino acids. The record is from RefSeq and is a predicted model, not a curated record. Gene Ontology annotation, biological process: protein deubiquitination. Lineage: Eukaryota; Metazoa; Echinodermata; Asteroidea; Valvatida; Asterinidae.
UUCCUGUUUUGUGAAAAGAGAACAAAAGUUAUCUUUGCAAAAUCAAUUGCAAAUGGCUGUUCCGAGCUGUCCGGCACCGAGUCCCGACGCAAGCCGUUGGGAUGCAGAGGUUGCAAGCGGCAUGGCGAUGGAUGCGGAAGUCAUGGAGUACAUGCCGGCCGCAAUGUCUUCUGGGAUGAUGCUGGUACCCCACGAUCAACCCAUCUACGGCCCACAUCUCCCUGGCUUUGAUACUGGAAACGUUCAUAACAAUAGUCCAGUUCCGGCGAGUUUUAUGGAAGGGGAUGGGGACAGCCCACAGAACGCUGAUGUCAGAGAUCCCAAGGCGUUGCGUGGCAUGUGCGGUCUGCGCAACAUGGGCAACACCUGCUUCAUGAACUCUGGCCUCCAGUGUCUGAUGCACAACGGUCACUUGGUCCAGCAGUUACCCCAGGCGGAUCAGCUCCUUGCGGCCACGCUGUCUUGCAGAUUCCGCAGCUUGACGGACAAAGCCUGGAGCGGGGAGUUCGCUCUGCUGCAUCCGUUGGAGUUUAAGGAGACGCUAGGGUACAUGCAUGGACAGUUCCACGACUAUAGACAGCAUGAUGGACAGGAGUUCCUAGCACUACUUCUAGAUACGUUACACGAAGAAUUGAACCAGGCCAAAGCCAAGAAGAAAUCUCACUCCCCGUUCGAAGACAUCUCGGAGAACUCCAGCGACUCGCAGUACAUGUCUGAGGCAUCAACCUCCAAACUUAGUGAGUUGGAAGCCUUGGAGAUUGACUCCGGAAAGGAGGAGCAUGUCCCGGGAAACCAGAAUAAUAGACGAGAGAGUGACAAGGAGGCAGGGUCUGGGUCUGGGUCUGGAUCCGGAUCCGAGGAGAGCGCAGCGGGAGAGGAGGUGAAGGUCCCCAGCAUUGAGGAGUUCUUUAAGAAGGAUAUGAAGACGCUGAAUACUAACGUGAUGCAGGCUGAGGAAGCGCCUUCUAGUGUCGCAACGGGGAGCGAGAAGUUCCCCAAGGCUGAGAAUUCCAAGAAACCGCAAAAGUCUCCGGCCAAGCAGCAGCGGUCGCCGCUGAGAAACCGGGUGGAGAACGACUGCGAGAAGCUGAACUCCCCACCCAAGAACAAGAAGACGAACCUCCUUGUGGCCAAGAAAAACCUGAAGGGGAACCUCAAGAAUGGCUCCGGGGAGGGUUUGGGCAGCGGCGUCAAGUUUGUGGCCGAGACAGACCUCCACGAAGGGGAAGACCCUAUCAAGAGGAUGAAGAUGGACUCCUGCAGCAAGACGGAACUCCUUCAAAGUCUCGCUAAGGAGGGUCUAACUUCCUCUUUUCACAACUAUGCCGUCCCGGAGCUCCUGAGUCAAGAUGGCUUCUUCCCGAUAACGGAGAGCAAAUUAACCAACAAGCUGAUGGAGUUAGAAGGAAACGACACCAGCCUCAAGCAAGUCGCAGAAGCCGAGUGCUACAACCAACUCAAACCUCAGAUGGGACUUGACAAUCCUCCGGAUAAGUGUCCCAAUCUUCUCUACCCCACCAAAAACGAAGAGACGCUCACCAAGAACUUGGAAAGGCAUAGGGAGGAUAAGCCGUGCUUGGCGCCGCACACCAAGACAAGUGAAGACCAAGACUGCUGCUAUAUCCCAAACAACCAACAGUUCCUCUCAGUGCAACGGACUCCUUCUCGGAUCAAGAAAGAGACAGCGAUGGAGGACGUAGAUCUGGGCGGAGAGGAGGGGGAAGCGGAUUGGGAAGAAUACAUCAAGGCAAACCAGUCGCCUAUCAUGGACUUCCAAGGACAGUUCAAAAGCACGGUUGUAUGUGCCGUUUGUGGUCACGUCUCCAUCAUCUAUGAGCCUUUUAUGUACCUGUCAGUACCUCUUCCACGUGCAAUGGAAAAACAACUAAUCAUUACAUUCAUUCCUAAGCAUGGCCAGACACCAGGACGAUACCUGGUGACGCUGAACAGACUAGACACGGUCAAAGAACUCAGGAAAGCUGUGACGGGGGUGGUGUACCGAGAGGGGCUACCAGAGGAUAAAGAGUUGGUCUUAGCAGAAGGAUUGGACCACCAUAUAUCAAGAUUUCUGGAGGAUGGUGUACAACUGAGAUACGUCAAUGACAGUUUCCGCUUGCUGUAUGCGUUUGAGGUGUAUUCCAAAACUGUCUUGGAAGAAUCGGCACACAUAACUGCUGUACCAAGCGAAGCCGUUUCAAACAGCCUUGCAGAGGACGUGGACACAAGAACUCUAAACAAGUCCACCCCGUUCGAACACGCGAAUGUCCUACAGCAGGAAAGUGUAGACCUUUGUGAGAGACUUGACAGCGACUACCUCCCGACGAGUGCAGAAAGUGCCUUCGAGGCCCCAAAAGGUCCAUGGGACAUCGUCUUAACGCCCACACAGUACACCGAAAUGAAUAACGUUGGAAGCGGGAAAGUCGGGGAUUUAGAAUCCGGCACGGACUCCGCAGCGGCAUCCGCAACGGCUGCAGCAUCUCGGGACGUCUUCUCAAACGUGACGUAUUUUGACGCCAGCGAUUUGCCGCCGAUGGACACGCAAAACGACGGGCUUGUUCUGCCGCGAAAGCCACGGGGCUCCAACAGCAGCCUGCAGGGCAACGUUGAUCUCAACAGCCCUGAAGCCGUCUGGGGUCCGAUACAAGACGACGGAGUGACGUGGAACGACGACGUCUUUGUCCCGGAGAAGAACGGUGAAACGAGCGAUAGCGGCGUCGUGAUGAGCCAGUGGCAUUCUUGUGCAAUCUGCCUGGAGGAAUAUCCGGAACAUCAGUUACUAACACACAAAGCGUGUGGUGGAGUACUAUGCCAUGCAUGCAUGGAGAGAGCCGUCAAGCACUAUGGUCACCAGACGGUGGAUUGUCCAGUAUGCAGGAAAGAAAUUGACCCUUCGCAGGACUACGUCGUCAUGCAGACGUCACAAACUGCCCGCCCAGCCAAAAGGGUUCUUCUACUGCCUGUACUAUUCAGGAACGAUACUACGACAGAUAGAGAAACAAAGGGAGACUUGUUUGCCUACCCCAAUGCAAUCCACACACACAACGAAGUCAGCGGUGAGUGCCUGUACAGCGAGAUAGAGAGCAUGUUGCCAGUACACGCACCGUUUACCCUCGUACUCACAGACGGACGGGGCACCCAGUGUUCCCGCUGCGUCUACAGCAUCCACUGCCGUGGCUGCCAGCUGGUCCGGGAGGUGGACAUCACCCUCCACUCCGACGACCACCUGACUGUGGUCUACCAGAACCUACCCACCGAGGUCGUGGAAUCUGCCAGCCGGGCCUAUGAUGACAGGUCAUUCGGGGAGCUGGCCGGGAACGAUCCAUUGACUCUGAGGGAGUGCUUCAAAGCCUUCACUGAAAGUGAGGACUUGGAUGAGCACAACCCUUGGUUUUGUCCCAAGUGUUGCAAGCCUCAGUGUGCAAGCAAGACGAUAGCUGUAUGUCGGUACCCAGACACACUCAUAGUGUACCUCAAAAGGUUCGUAUUCCACCAGUUCACCAGUACCAAGCUCGAGAACAAGGUCCAGUUUCCAGUAGAGGGGCUGGACAUGACGGACUUCCUAUGCCCAGGAGUCUCCAGCGACGGACUUGACCUUGUCUAUGAUCUACAGAGCUGUAUCUGUCAUUUUGGAGGUGUUAAUGCAGGCCAUUACACCUGUUACGUCCGCAACCCAUUGUCCAAUCAAUGGCAGUACUGUAACGACGAAGCCAUAAGCCAACAGGAACCCUCAGACAACGACUCCAGCAGUGUCUACAUCCUCUUCUAUCAGAGGCGAGGACUCAACUUCGACUUCACCCCACCAGUAGGAUAUGAGCUCAGCCCCCCCUCUGUCCCCCCGCCCCCACCCCCCUCAUCACCCCCGCCAGGGGAAGUGGAACAGUCCUGCAGUCCAGUAGGCACGACAUCGUUUCAGUCUACCUUCGACCGUUUCGUCUCCGAAUUCGACAAGGAAGCAGAACGCGUAGACGGGGAGAGUGGAUCUGAUGGGAAAAGCACAGACCUGGAUUGAGCCCCAACUACAUGGAGAAAAUGGGUAAACAGAAUGACAUGAGGUUGUUGCAAUGAAGCGAUUAUGGAGGGGGGGGGGGGAAGGGGAAGGGGGUAUUUCCAAUCAAUAUACAAAAGUUUUCAAAUCCAUUAGGGACCAAAAAUUGUGUAGCGUUUUAUAUCAGUGACAAACUGUAAGUGGAUUUUUUUUAACUGCCAUUUCUAUGGGAAAUUUAUAACCACUCAAAAGUGUCAGCAUACAUCAUGUUCUUGAGAAGACAAAAAAUGGUUAUUUUUUUUAUUCCCAGUUGAAAUAUAACUUAAUAGUUCUUAAAAUCCAAUAUGUGGUUGUUAAUUUGGAUUAGUUCACAUUUGAAAUACAAGAAACUUGUACGAUUUAGAAUAAUUAUGUGCUUUAUUGUACCCACAAUGCAAUGCCUUGUUCAGAGCAAAGGGGUGCCAGCAAUGUUAGACUGGUUCCUGCUCCCGUAAUAUGGGGACCGGUAGCUAGUUCCCAUUUAAAGCCAUUGAUUGGAUCGCGUGCGCAGUAAAGAUUUUUGUAUUUUUGAAAAUGAUGCAUACAGCUUUGUGGAUGGAUGACAGUUGAACACAUGGCAAAAAAAA